Messenger RNA from Photinus pyralis (common eastern firefly), 951 nucleotides. RefSeq names its product proteasome subunit alpha type-7-1 (gene Prosalpha4). The transcript has 2 exons. The record is from RefSeq and is a predicted model, not a curated record. Gene Ontology annotation, cellular component: proteasome core complex; proteasome core complex, alpha-subunit complex; nucleus. Gene Ontology annotation, biological process: ubiquitin-dependent protein catabolic process. Bases 123 to 872 code for a protein of 249 amino acids. Lineage: Eukaryota; Metazoa; Arthropoda; Insecta; Coleoptera; Lampyridae.
GGUUGAUUGAAAACAUUACCCAGCAAAAUAAAUUGAGGUUAUAUUGACCAAAAUCUCAUAUUCGUUUGUGCCGAUUUCUGUUCUUUAAAUCAAAUAAUUACGUUUAACAUUUAAUAUUAAAAAUGUCGGCCAGAUACGAUCGCGCUAUCACAGUUUUUUCCCCCGACGGGCAUUUACUGCAAGUGGAAUAUGCUCAAGAAGCCGUCAGGAAAGGAUCAACUGCGGUAGGAGUACGUGGAAAAGAUGUUGUAGUACUAGGAGUCGAAAAGAAAUCUGUAGCCAAAUUGCAGGAAGAACGUACCGUACGAAAAAUUUGUUUAUUAGAUGACCACGUAGUAAUGGCUUUCGCUGGACUUACAGCGGACGCGAGAAUCUUAAUUAAUCGUGCACAAAUAGAAUGCCAAUCUCACAGAUUAACUGUCGAAGACCCCGUCACUUUGGAAUAUAUCACUCGUUACAUUGCAAGUUUGAAACAAAAGUACACACAAAGCAAUGGUAGACGCCCUUUCGGUAUGUCAUGCUUGAUUGGUGGUUUCGAUUAUGAUGGUUCUCCGCAUCUCUACCAAACCGAACCGUCUGGUAUCUAUUAUGAAUGGAAGGCCAACGCGACGGGACGUUCUGCAAAAACUGUACGUGAGUUUUUAGAGAAAUACUACACAGAGGAGGAAGUCUCAACUGAACGGGGAACCGUAAAAUUGGCGAUUCACGCUUUACUGGAGGUAGUUCAAUCUGGACAGAAAAAUCUUGAAAUUGCAGUUAUGAGACGCGGACAACCUUUAGAAAUGCUUGAUGGCAGCACAAUUGAGGAGUACGUUAAUAUGAUUGAAAAGGAAAAGGAGGAGGAAGUUGAAAAGAAGAAGCAGAAGAAGUAAUUUUUACUUAAUUUGUAUUAUUAUAAAUUGUUUAAUAAUCAUUUUUCUAAUUAAAAGAUACAUUGAAUGACAGGCUUGA